Molecule: messenger RNA, 2602 nt
Organism: Durio zibethinus
Lineage: Eukaryota; Viridiplantae; Streptophyta; Magnoliopsida; Malvales; Malvaceae
Product: putative polyol transporter 6
Biological process (GO): transmembrane transport
Cellular component (GO): membrane
Molecular function (GO): carbohydrate transmembrane transporter activity
Source: RefSeq, a predicted model, not a curated record
UUGUGAAUCAAAUUUCAUAUAUAAAAAACUGUUCUACUUUUUUGCUGGCUACUCAAAGUAGUUCAUCUUUCCUUUUUUAGCAGCUUGUAUAUAUAGAAUUGAACACGUCAGGUUGAACGCCAACCAAGUUUUCUAAUUCUAGUUCCAAGCCAUAUCAAUUCAUUUUCCCCAUAACUAGCAACUUUUACAUGAAUAAAGCUGUUACUGUUGCAAAUUACUCGAUGUCUGGAAUGAUCCUUUAACUUUAAUGGCCUCUAGAAUGCCAUUUUUCUGACUAUAAAGCAAAAUUUAAGAAACCAACAUCCAUUUUUUAUGUCUUUCUCGUAACUUCAGUGGCAUUUCACAGCACCAUGAGCUGUCUUUAUGAAACUUUAAAAAUCCCAAAAGCUUUUUCCUCUUCCAUAGUACUUAUACUUUUGUCCAAGUAACAGGGAGCUAAGUUUCAGGAACAAAAACAGUAUAUGCCUUAUCAUGGCAGCUCUCUUCCAUCUUACCAGUCCCUCUAUUCCUUGACCAUCAUCUUUUAUCGGAAUCGAGUAGGCUUCUCGGAUCACCUUCUUGCAUUGUUUCUCUCGGAGUGCUUGAUUGAUUUUUCUCACAAAAGAGGAUUGAGGGGGUUUUUUGGCUAGCAAAAUUCGAAUCUGAAAACCCCAUGAGGAGGAUUGCAUUUUUAUGCAGUCCAUCUAAUUCUUUCAUGGAAUUGGGCAAACAGCAUUGCUACCAUCUGCUUCCUGAUUCUCAACUGCAAAAUGAGACAAGUGAAAGAAAGUGGCGGAAGGAGGUCAUUAAAUCUGACACACCAAAGCACAAGUCAGAUCAAAAAGAGGGCGCUGGUCAUAGGAGGAGUCGUAUCAACAAAUAUGUUCUUGCUGCUGGUAUUCUUGCCUCCACAAAUUCGGUUCUACUUGGCUAUGAUAUUGGGGUGAUGAGUGGAGCGGUUUUAUAUAUCAGGGAUCAUCUCAAGAUCACUUCAUCCCAACUGGAGAUCAUGGUGGGCAGCUUGAAUGUAUGUUCUCUAAUCGGUUCACUUGCCUCAGGUAAAACUUCUGACAGUAUAGGCAGGCGUUAUACGAUAGUCUUGGCAGCAGCCACGUUUUUGAUAGGAGCAAUUUUAAUGGGACUAGCUCCAUCUUUCCCUUUCCUCAUGGCUGGAAGAGUAGUAGCUGGAAUUGGUGUUGGCUACUCUCUUAUGAUAGGUCCAGUCUACACUGCAGAGAUCUCUCCGGCCAUUACUCGGGGCUUUCUCUCUUCACUUCCUGAAGUCUUCAUUAAUAUUGGAAUUCUACUUGGUUAUAUCUCCAACUAUGCAUUGUCAAGCCUUCCUGAGUACAUAAAUUGGAGAUUAAUGCUAGGACUAGCAGCAUUGCCAGCACUUUUUGUUGCACUAGCGGUCAUAGUGAUGCCAGAGUCCCCUCGUUGGCUUGUAAUGAAAGGCCGAUUGGUGGAAGCGAAGCAAGUUUUAAUUAAAAUAUCAGAUUCUGAAGAGGAAGCUGAUAUGAGACUCGCUGAAAUGGCAAAGGCUGCUGAAACUAUGGAACAAGAACCAUCUUCAAGUGGCUGGCAUGGCCAAGGGGUUUGGAAGGAGUUAUUAAGGCCAUCUAGGCCUAUUCGACGAAUCCUAAUCGCUGCAAUUGGUGUUAACUUCUUUAUGCAAGCUUCUGGAAACGAUGCUGUCAUAUAUUACAGCCCUGAAGUUUUCAAGGACGCUGGAAUUCACGAUAGGAAACAGCAAGUCGGUGUUACAAUCAUCAUGGGAAUUGCCAAAACAUGCUUCGUUUUCAUAUCGGCUCUUUUCUUGGACCAUUUUGGGAGGCGGCCACUUUUAUUGUUGGGCUCAACAGGGAUGGCUGUUUCAUUGGUUGGGUUGGGGCUGGGCUCCAAAUACCUUCAAAUAUCCUAUGACAAACCAGUGUGGGCCAUUGCCUUGUGUAUAGUGGCUGUGUGCGCCGAUGUCUCCUUCUUUUCAAUUGGGCUUGGACCUAUCACAUGGGUCUAUUCUUCAGAGAUAUUUCCAAUGAGGUUCCGAGCCCAAGGUUCAAGCCUGGCAAUAUCUAUCAACAGGCUGGUUAGUGGGAUUGUGUCCAUGACAUUUCUAAGCAUUUCAGACAAGAUUACCUUCGGGGGAAUGUUUUUUGCACUUGCAGGAAUCAUGGCGGUUGGUACAGUUUUCUUUUACUUCUUUUUGCCUGAAACCAGAGGCAAGAGCUUAGAAGAGAUUGAGAUUCUUUUUGAUGAUAACCCUCCGGAUGGAAAAUACAAUUCCAAGUUCUUUUGUUUUGCCCACUAAUUGAAAAAUGAUCUGCAAACAUCUCUCUUCCAUGUUUUGGGUACGUAGUAGUUUUGGUGGAGCUAUAAAUAAGGAAAACCUUGAAGAUUGUAGAUCAUCAGAUGAAGACAUGGCUUGAUUUCUGAGGCAAAAGUCAGUGAGAUGAUACAAGUAAAAUGUCACAAUUUGAUUAAGCUUUUCGGGACUGGAGUGUGCACAUAGAUGCACAGUUGUAAAGAGUUGCAUUUUCUUUUCCUAAUUUCUAGUACAUAUGGAGAAAAUCAAAGGUUGUCCCCCAAAUUCCUUGGUACUUCUCUUUGUUGAAAUACAUGGAGA